AUGGAACCGUCUGCGUUGAUCAUGAGAAUGUGUCUUCUGGAAGAGUUAGACUCCAUUUUUGAACCAACGUUCUCUAGCUAUCUGGUCGCAGUAACCAUAUCAGCUGCUUUCCUCUCAGAAGAUACAUGGCUUGUCCUAAUUGGUGUGCUGAGAACUGAGUAUAAUCAUACUGUGAAGGAGCAGGUCGACUUGGAUUCACAUAUCGUAGUGCCAGGGGAAAUUCUCACCCAGUAG
Messenger RNA from Paracoccidioides brasiliensis Pb18, 234 nucleotides. RefSeq lists its product as uncharacterized. The record is from RefSeq and is a predicted model, not a curated record. Bases 1 to 234 code for a protein of 77 amino acids. The transcript has a single exon.